This is a messenger RNA of Triplophysa dalaica, 972 nucleotides long. Its product is annotated as RING-HC_RNF170 domain-containing protein. Bases 32 to 736 code for a protein of 234 amino acids. Lineage: Eukaryota; Metazoa; Chordata; Actinopteri; Cypriniformes; Nemacheilidae. Gene Ontology annotation, molecular function: ubiquitin protein ligase activity. The transcript is spliced from 6 exons. The record is from RefSeq and is a predicted model, not a curated record.
AUCAUUUCAGUCUCUCUGCCUUCUGAAACAGAUGGAAAGGGAAUUGCAUACAAAAAACAUGGUUACCAGUCACAGCUUCCACAACAGGUCCCAUCAUCUCUCGCAAAUAAAGAGUCAAGGUCACAUGAACAGAGAGGAUUUGCACAAGCUGUGGUUACCAACUGCCAACAGGGAACCCCAGUGCCCCGUGUGUUUGCAGACAGCCAGCUACCCUGUAGAGACCAACUGUGGGCAUCUUUUCUGUGCACCGUGCCUGAUAUCAUAUUGGAAACAUGGCUCCUGGUUAGAUGCCAUCAACUGUCCUUUGUGCAGACAGAGGGUGAAUAAAAUGUGUCAUCUCUUCGGGGACAAUAGAGCUGAUCGUGAAGAAAGGGAGAUUUUGAGACAAAUUAAAGGUUACAACAAACGUAACUCUGGAGCAGCUCGGCAGGUUAAAGAUUACCUUUGUGACGCACCUCUCUUCAUGCUGUUGCUGGUGCGGCGGUUGGGGAACAUGAGUGGUCUUGUUUGGUUGUUUCUUUUGAGGGUGGCUGUCUGUGGAUUUGGGGCAGCCAUGUCUCUGGCAUCCCCCUUGGAGACCCUCCCAGGGCCUUUAGGCGGAGUGCUGGGCAUGCUGGAUGAUUUUGUAGUGGUUUUCCUUAUUCUUAUCUGCAUUAUUAACAUUAACCAGCAGAUGGGGCCACAGAGGACAAGAACUCAAACGUUCACACAUGGUGUGUUGACAGAUGCGUUGUAAAGGACAUUGAUCCUUUGUAAACUAGCAUGUUGAAAUUACAGUAACAGACCUUGUUUGCAAAGGUUAACAGUGUCAAGACCUUGUGCACUUUGUUGUCAAUAAAGGUGGAUUUUCAUUGACGAUGUGUCUAAAAUAGACAAACUGUGAUAAGAGUUUAGAACGAUACUAUGUAUAGUAAAUGUAAAGUACUUUUGUAAAUAUACACGUUUCUAAUAAAAAAAAAUUCAUACAAACCA